UUCACCGUGUUAGCCAGGAUGGUCUCGAUCUCCUGACCUCGUGAUCUGCCCGCCUCGGCCUUCCAAAGUGUUGGGAUUACAGGCGUGGAGCCACUGCGCCCAGCCCAGCAUGGGUAUUUUAAGAAGAGACGGAGAGGCUGUCACUGCAGUAGCCAAUGUCCUGGAAAAUUAACCGUUGCACGGCCCAGAAGCGUCUACGUGGCGGCCAAUGGGAGCCGAAGCCUGCGAGGAUGUUGGGAACUGUAGUUCUGGCGUAGGUCGACGGCCGAGUUCCUGGGCCCGCUGGCUCCGAUCUGAGGCUUUCUUGUUAAAGGAAGAGGAGGCCUGCUCUUUUUUUUUUUUUUUUGAGACACAGUUUCACACUUGUUGCCUAGGCUGGAGUGCAGUGGUGCAAUCUCGGCUCACCGCAACCUCAACCUCCCAGGUUCAAGCGAUUCUCCUGCCUCAGCCUCCCAAGUAGCUGGGAUUACAGGUCCACCUUCUCCAAUACCUGCCUGCUGGGAGAGGACUAUCUCUUGAGAAAGGAAGGACUUCUGUGCUCCUGAGAACCUCCUAUCAGGUCCUGGCUGCAUGGAAACAAGAUGAGCUUUUACAAUUAAGGUUGGAAGAAGUCACCACAGGCAGCAGAACUCCAUCUUGAGAUGAAAUAACAUCUACCUGGACCUCUGGUAGAAACUCAAGGUUCACACUGGGCUGACUCUGGGGCCAUGAUGUUGCCUCAUCCUUCAGCACUGGGAGAUCAAUACUGGGAAGAGAUUUUGCUUUCAAAGAAUGGGGAAAAUGUAGAGACCAUGAAGAAAUUGAUCCAAAAUCAUAAAGCGAAAGGCUUGUCUUCUAAUGAUACUAACUGGCCCCAGGAAAAGGAGGGAAAGGCCCAAAUAGUGGUACCAGUUACAUUCAGGGAUGUGGCUGUGAUCUUCACAGAAGCAGAAUGGAAGAGACUGAGUCCAGAGCAGAGGAAUCUAUACAAAGAAGUGAUGCUGGAGAAUUACAGGAAUCUUCUCUCAUUGGCAGAACCAAAGCCAGAAACCUACCCUUGUUCCUCCUGCCUUCUGGCCUUCUCCUGUCAGCAAUUCCUCAGCCAGCAUGUGCUUCAGAUCUUCCUGGGCUUAUGUGCAGAAAAUCACUUCCAUCCAGGGAAUUCUAGCCCAGGGCAUUGGAAACAGCAGGGGCAGCAGUAUUCCCAUCUAAGCUGUUGGUAUGAAAAUGCAGAAGGUCAGGAGAGAGGAGGUGGCUCCAAACCCUGGUCUCCAAGGACAGAGGAGAGAGAAACCUCAAGGGCAUUCCCCAGCCCACUCCAAAGACAGUCAGCAAGUCCUAGAAAAGGCAACAUGGUGUUAGAAAUAGAACCUAGCUCAGCCCAAAGACCAAACCCUGUGCAGCCAGACACAGGCUUGAAGGAAUCAGAAACCUUGAGAUUUGGAGCAAUCAACUGUAGAGAGUGUGAACCGGACCGUAGCCUGGAAUCAAACUUUAUUACAAACCCAAGAACCCUCUUAGGGAAGAAGCCCUACAUUUGCAGUGAUUGUGGGCGAAGCUUUAAAGAUAGAUCAGCCCUCAUCAGACACCAUCGUACACACUCGAUGGAGAAGCCUUAUGUGUGCAGUGAGUGCGGACGAGGUUUUAGCCAGAAGUCCAACCUCAGCAGACACCAGAGAACACAUUCAGAAGAGAAGCCUUAUUUGUGCAGGGAGUGUGGGCAAAGCUUUAGAAAUAAGUCCAUCCUCAAGAGACAUCAGUGGACUCACUCAGAAGAGAAGCCCUAUGUUUGCAGCGAGUGUGGGCGAGGCUUUAGUGAGAAGUCAUCCUUCAUCAGACACCAGAGGACACACUCCGGUGAGAAACCCUAUGUGUGCCUGGAGUGUGGACGAGGCUUUUGUGACAAGUCAACCCUCAGAAAACACCAGAGGAUACACUCGGGGGAGAAGCCUUAUGUUUGCAGGGAGUGUGGGCGAGGCUUUAGCCAGAACUCAGAUCUCAUCAAACACCAGAGGACACACUUGGAUGAGAAGCCUUAUGUUUGCAGGGAGUGUGGGAGAGGCUUUUGCGACAAGUCAACCCUCAUCAUACACGAGCGGACGCACUCUGGAGAGAAGCCUUAUGUGUGUGGUGAGUGUGGCCGAGGCUUUAGUCGGACAUCACUCCUCCUUGUCCACCAGAGGACACACUCAGGGGAGAAGCAUUAUGUCUGCAGGGAGUGUAGGAGAGGUUUUAGCCAGAAGUCAAAUCUCAUCAGACACCAGAGGACACACUCAAAUGAGAAGCCUUAUAUUUGCAGGGAAUGUGGGCGAGGCUUUUGUGACAAGUCAACCCUCAUUGUACAUGAGAGGAUACACUCAGGAGAGAAGCCUUACGUGUGCAGUGAGUGUGGCCGAGGCUUUAGCCGGAAGUCACUCCUCCUUGUCCACCAGAGGAUACACUCAGGGGAGAAGCAUUAUGUUUGUAGGGAGUGUGGGCGAGGCUUUAGUCAUAAGUCAAAUCUUGUCAGACACCAGAGGACACACUGACGGGAGAAACCUGUGUAUGCAGGGGUCAUGAACAAGACCUGAGUGAUCAGGCAAGCCUCAUGUUACCCCAGAGACACACAUGGGGAGUAGACCCUGUGUAUGCAGAUUGUGAGUGAAGUUCCGGAGAUGUGUCGACCUUUAUCAGGCAUGGGAGGGACACGUUCAGGAGAGGAGCCUUAUGAGUAUAGAGUAUGGGCAACUGUAGCCAUCAGUCGGCCUUCAGCAUGCACAAGAGGACACACUUAGGAGAGAAGUUUACGUGUAGGGACUGUGGGAAGGCUUUAGCAAUAAUCAACAUUUACCAAACAUCUAAUGACCGCCUCAGGGGAAAGCACCCUUGUCUGGGGAGUGUUGGUGAGCAUCAGCAAAAGAAUGGACAGUCAGGCACAAGGUGGCCCUCCGGAAGGAGGUCUUUGUUUGCAGGAUGUAUGGGCAAAGCUUUUGUGAUCACACACCACAGGGAGACUCUGCAUGUGGGGACACUGUGGAGCUCUGCCCAGAUGACCUUUUCAUGGCUAACACCCCAGCUGCUUGAGAGAACUUGAGAGAACAGCAUUGCUGCUGGCAAUGAUGCAUUCCACUCCGGAACUCGCUCUCAGCCACAGGGAACUGCACACACCACAGGGGCUAUGCAUCUUUGCAGGGGUCGCUUCUGGCCCCAACGCUUGACUCAACGGGGACAACUCCAGAAUGUCAUUCCAGAUCCAGAGAUUCCCAUCGAACUGAAGGAUCACUGGAUUGCAGACACGUUGCACAUCAGCCUCUUCCUCUGCCCAGUCCUGCCCUCACUCCCCAGUGAAUCCUCAAUUUUCCAUCUCAUUGUUUCUCCAGAGAAUUGAUUCUAAGACAUGUUAGGUAUAUAAGGAGUGUAGAUAAGGCUUCAGCCACAAGUCACCCCUCAAUAAGCCCCAGAGUAUAUAGAAUAGAAAUUCUGCACAUGUCAGGAGAAUGGACAGGGAUUUAGGAAAAAGGCACACCUCAUCAAAGAACAGCUUUUUUGGGACAAGCUUUACAUGGGUGGGGAGGGAAAAUGUGAAACAUACUAGCAAUAAGUUAAACCUCAUCUUGUACUAAAGGAGGACACACUCAGGGAGAAGACUUAUGUGGGCAGGGCUUGUGGGUGGAGCUUCAUCCCGAUGUCCCUCCUCAACUGACUUAGGAGGACAGAAUCUUGCCACCCUAAGUCACUACCUCACUCACCUCUGAGGGGCUUUCAGGAGAUGUCUUGACUCCCCCACGUACUCUGAAUGUAAGCAAAGGUGGCAGUAACUGUUAAAUAAGCAUUCUUUUCUACUUCUUGGAAUCGGAAUUAAAAAGUAGGCUUUAUUUAAGUAAUCAAAAAA
Messenger RNA from Rhinopithecus roxellana (golden snub-nosed monkey), 3850 nucleotides. RefSeq names its product zinc finger protein 343 (gene ZNF343). Bases 708 to 2507 code for a protein of 599 amino acids. The transcript has 7 exons. The record is from RefSeq and is a predicted model, not a curated record. Gene Ontology annotation, biological process: regulation of transcription by RNA polymerase II. Lineage: Eukaryota; Metazoa; Chordata; Mammalia; Primates; Cercopithecidae. Gene Ontology annotation, cellular component: nucleus. Gene Ontology annotation, molecular function: zinc ion binding; RNA polymerase II cis-regulatory region sequence-specific DNA binding; DNA-binding transcription factor activity, RNA polymerase II-specific.